AUGUCCGCAGGGGGAGAUUUUGGGAACCCACUGAGAAAAUUCAAGUUGGUGUUCCUGGGGGAGCAGAGCGUCGGGAAGACGUCUCUGAUCACGCGGUUCAUGUACGACAGCUUCGACAACACGUACCAGGCCACCAUUGGGAUUGACUUCUUGUCAAAAACCAUGUACUUGGAGGAUCGUACGGUGCGGCUGCAGCUCUGGGACACAGCCGGCCAAGAGAGGUUCCGCAGCCUGAUUCCCAGCUACAUCCGGGACUCCACCGUGGCUGUGGUGGUGUACGACAUCACAAAUCUCAACUCCUUCCAGCAGACCUCUAAGUGGAUCGACGAUGUCAGGACAGAGAGGGGCAGCGAUGUUAUCAUCAUGCUGGUGGGCAACAAGACGGACCUGGCCGACAAGAGGCAGAUAACCAUCGAGGAGGGAGAGCAGCGCGCCAAAGAACUGAGCGUCAUGUUCAUCGAGACCAGCGCAAAGACCGGCUACAACGUGAAGCAGCUCUUCCGACGUGUGGCGUCAGCUCUGCCUGGAAUGGAGAAUGUCCAGGAGAAAAGCAAAGAAGGGAUGAUCGACAUCAAGCUGGACAAGCCCCAGGAGCCCCCAGCCAGCGAGGGAGGCUGCUCCUGCUAAUAUGCAGCCUGCCCGGCCGGCUUCCUUUGACACUACUCGCUUGUUGUGUUGCUUCCUAUUGGUUAGCUUCCUAAGGGGGGGUGGGAAAGGAGCUUAUCAGGAUGGGAGGAUUUUUCUUUUCUCUCUGUCUCUGGGAGUGGGGGGGGUGGGGAGGGAGGCUGGGCAUCAGGGAUCACGUCACUCUUAACAGCUGUUACUUAAACAACUAUUUUUUGGUUUGGUUGUAAUAUAUUGUACUUUAUUAAGAUUGCCAAAAACUGUUGAAAUU
Molecule: messenger RNA, 895 nt
Organism: Callorhinus ursinus (northern fur seal)
Lineage: Eukaryota; Metazoa; Chordata; Mammalia; Carnivora; Otariidae
Gene: RAB6B
Product: RAB6B, member RAS oncogene family
Molecular function (GO): GTPase activity; GTP binding
Source: RefSeq, a predicted model, not a curated record